GUGUCAUUGUUCCAUCAUCUGUGGCUUAGAUAUGUCAUUACCGAACAUGUCUGCCUCCAUGGUGGCUAGGGCGACCGUCCGAGCAGUCAGUAAAAGAAAGAUAUUAGCCACAAGAGCGGCUUUAACGCUGACUCCAUCUGCUGUGAAUAGGAUCAGGAGCUUGCUGGAGGAUAAACCAGAAUACCUUGGUCUGAAGGUGGGUGUGAGGACGCGAGGCUGUAACGGUAUGACCUACACUCUGGACUUCACCAAGCAGAAGGAUCAGGCUGAUGAGGAAGUGCUGCAGGACGGUGUGCGUGUAUUUAUAGAGAAGAAGGCCCAGCUCACUCUGCUGGGGACCGAGAUGGACUUCGUGGAGUCCAAGCUGUCCAGUGAGUUUGUCUUCAACAACCCCAACAUCAAGGGCACCUGCGGUUGUGGAGAGAGCUUUAACAUGUGAAAGGGCUUCCUGCUGGGGACCUGGCCUCCCUACACAGCCAAACGUCAUCCUCGCACCCAUACUUACCACCCAUAAACCCCACACAUACAUCUCCCAACCCUCUCACACUUCCCUUCCCUUCCUGGAGGCCUGUGAGUGAAGUGAAUAAAGGCCUGAUGGACACAACGUGAGAGGAGGAGUGAGACGUGGUGUGAAGUUCUCUGAGACAGACAUGGGAUGUUUCUGUGCUGCUACGGAAUGAGUUGUGUUGCUGUGGGUCUUGUGAUGGUGUACUUGUAGGGCUAAUAUCUUAACACUGGGCUGUGACAUGCUGAGCCCCCUGAAACCUUGUUACGUAGACAUGCAUGUGGUUCUGGCAGUAACCAUAGAAACAGUACCUGAGAUACUUGGAGAGCUGCCAAAGUAAAGGAAACACCAACAUAUAGUGUCUCAAUGGUGCGUUGGGCCUCCAGAACUGCUUCAGUGCAUCUUGGCAUGAAUUCUACAAGUGUCUGGAACUCUAUUGGAGGGAUGAGGAGACCGUUCUUCCACGAGAAAUUCCAUCGUUUUGGUGUUUUUUUUUGUGGACGGUGGUGGAAAACGCCGUCUCAGGCGCCGCUCCAGAAUCUCCCCGUAAAGUGUUGAAUUGGGUUGAGAUCUGGUGACUGAGACGUAAACCAUAUAUGCCAUGGCCGUCGUUUUCAUGCUCAUCACACCAUUCUGUGACCACUGCCAUCCACAGGGCAGGAAACUAAUGGCCCACCCAAAAUUUGUAUACAUACCCCUAAGCAUGAUGGGAUGUUAAUUCCUGAAUUAACUCAGGAACCAAACCUGUGUGGGAGCACCUGCUUUCAAUUUACUUUAUCCCUAAUUUACGCCAGUGUUUCCAUUAUUUUGGUAGUUACCUGUAGGUUGAAUAUAGUCACAUGACGUGUUGGGCGUGUUUGAUGGGUAAUGCUAAAGUCACCGACUGUAGACAAGUCGAGGAAGCAGCAUGACAUGGUUUCCUAAGAGAGGGCUGGAGGUCUGUGAGUGCCUCAAUAGUGCUGCCCAUGCUAUCUCAAUUUUAAAGUAGUCAAUUUUCUUCAUUGGCUGGGGCCUCCCAAGUGGCUCAGCGGUGCCAAGAGUGUGCAAAGCUGUCAUCAAGGCAAAGGGUGGCUAUUUUGAAGAAUCUGAAAUAUAAAAUAUAUUUUGAUUUGUUUAACACUUUUUAUGGUUACUAGAUGAUUCCAUAUGUGUUAUUUCAUAGUUUUGAUGUCUUCACUACUAUUCUACAAGGUAGAAAAUAAAGAAAAACCCUUGAAUGAGUAGGUGUUCUAAGAUUUUUGAUUGGUGGUGUGUAUAUAUAUAUGUGUGUGUGUAUAGGCCUAUAAGAGUGUGUGUAUAUAGGCCUAUAAAUAAUGAACAAAACAUUAGGACAAAACAUUAAGAACACCUUCCUAAUAUUGAUCUGCACCCCCUUUUUCCUUCAGAACAGCCUCAAUUUGUCGGGUCAUGGACUCUACAAGGUGUUGAAAGUGUUCCACAGGGAUGCUGGUCCAUGUUGACUCCAAUGCUUCCUACAGUUGUGUCAAGUUGGCUGGAUGUCAUUUGGGUGGUGGACCAUUCUUGAUACACACAGGAAACUGUUGAGGGUGAAAAACCCAGCAGCGUUGCAGUUCUUGACACAAACCGGUGCGCCUGGCACCUACUACCAUACCCCGUUCAAAGGCGCUUAUAUGUUUUGUGUUGCCCAUUCACAGUCUCAAUGCUUAAAAGUCCUUCUUUAACCUGUCUCCUCCCCUUCAUCUACACUGAUUUGAAGUGGAUUUAACAGGUGACGUUAAUAAGGGAUCAUAGCUUUCACCUGGAUUUACCUGGUCAGUCUGUCAUGGAAAGAGCAGGUGUCCUUAAUGUUUUGUCCACUCAGUGUAUUGCUAUAUAGGCUUUGUGCUGUGAAUACUACAGAUAUGUAACUAGUGUACAGUUGGUGACGCGUCGACUAGAAUAAAUAGAAUUUAAAUCAG
Molecule: messenger RNA, 2424 nt
Organism: Salvelinus fontinalis (brook trout)
Lineage: Eukaryota; Metazoa; Chordata; Actinopteri; Salmoniformes; Salmonidae
Gene: isca1
Product: iron-sulfur cluster assembly 1
Exons: 4
Coding region: 32-439 (135 amino acids)
Biological process (GO): iron-sulfur cluster assembly
Cellular component (GO): cytoplasm; mitochondrion
Molecular function (GO): 2 iron, 2 sulfur cluster binding
Source: RefSeq, a predicted model, not a curated record